CCAGUGUGACGUCAUUCUUCUUCCGUUUUCGCUCGCUGUCUUGGCGCGAGACUUGUCCGUUUGGAGCCGCUGGACAGAAGCUGAUCUCUGUUACAGACUGUUAGAACUUUCCACGGUGUUGCUUGCUUGAACUGUGCAGCUGCGGUGAAACGAGCUGGCUGAACAAGCAGAACCACUGGCUCAUCACCAGGAUGAACUGUGAACUGUUGGCUACGUGCAGCGCUCUGGGCUACCUUGAAGGGGAUGCCUAUCACAAGGAGGCUGACUGCUUGGACAGUGUCAAAGACUUGAUCAGAUAUUUACGGCAUGAAGAUGACACCCGUGACGUUCGCCAGCAGCUGGGUGCAGGGCAGAUCUUACAGAAUGAUCUCCUGCCUAUCAUCAUACAGCACAGACAGGACAGGGCCUUAUUUGAUGCCUGCAUCAGACUUAUGGUCAAUCUUACUCAACCUGCAAUGCUUUGCUUCGGUAAAGUCCCUGAUGACCCAGUGUUUAGACAUCACUUUUUGGAAGUUACAUCUCACUUACAAGCCUACAAAGAGGCCUUCGCCAGUGAACAAGUGUUUGGCAUUUUGAGUGAGACACUGUACAACCUUCUACAAUUGGACUGGGAACAGAGGCAGGAGGAGGACAGCCUGCUGAUAGAGAGGAUCCUGUUGCUGGUUAGGAAUGUGCUUCAUGUACCUGCAGACCCAUGUGAAGAGAAGAAAGUAGAUGAUGAUGCCAGUGUCCAUGACCGGCUGCUGUGGGCCAUUCACAUGAGUGGGUUUGAUGACCUCAUCAAGUUCUUGGCCUCUGCCCAGAGUGAGCAGCAGUGGAGUAUGCAUGUGUUGGAAAUAAUCUCCCUUAUGUUCAGAGACCAGACUGCAGAAGCUCUGGUGAGUGCUGGGCACGCUCGAUCAACAGAGGAGAAGCAGAGGGACUCUCAGGAGCUGGAGGCUCUCAGGCAGAAAGAGCAUGCAGAGAAACGUUCUCGCACUUUCCAAAGAGGAACUAGACACUCCCGCUUUGGAGGCUCCUAUGUGGUUCAAGGGCUCAAAGCAAUAGGAGAGAAAGAUGUGAUCUAUCACCAGACACUUCAUAAUUUUAAAAACUACACCCACGAUCUUGGUAAAGCAGUAAGACGUGUUCCAAAGAGGAAUCGACAGGCCCCUGAAUGCAAGGACAAGCGCCGCUCUGCUCUAAAUGUUCGACUCUUCCUGCGUGAGUUCUGUUUGGACUUCUUGGAGAGCUGCUACAAUCACCUGAUGUACCUCGUCAAGGAAAGUCUGAUCCGAGAGCAAGCUCAGCAACACGAUGAGACCUAUUACCUCUGGGCACUCAGCUUUUUCAUGGCCUUCAAUCGUGGCAACGGCUUCCGUGCUGACUUAGUUUCUGAGACCAUGUCCAUCCGUGCUUUCCAUUUUAUUGAGCGCAACAUAACCAACUACUAUGAGAUAAUGAGUCUUGACCGCAAAGACACCACAUCCUGGUCCCGCAGAAUGCACCUGGCUCUAAAGGCUUAUCAAGAACUGCUGCUUACUGUGAAUGAAAUGGACCGUUCACAGGACGAAAGCAUCCAACAGAGUUCUAACGUUAUCAAAAGUAACAUAUUUUACCUGAUGGAAUACAGGGAGAUAUUUCUGACCUUGCUAAGGAAGUAUGACGAAACCACACAGCCUCUUUCGUAUCUCAAAGACUUGGUGGAGUCUACGCAUCUCUUUUUGCGCAUGUUGGAGCGCUUCUGCAAAGGUCGUAAAAAUCUGAUGGUUCAGAAGAAGAAAAGGCGAAAAAGGUCUCGUGGUGCAAAAAAGUCUUCAGCCCUGGAAGUUACUCCAGAAUCCCUAGAGGAGACCUGGAAGAUUGUGGAGGAAGAGCUCAGAGCUUCUGGGUUUCAGUUGUCAGAGUCUUUAGCCGAGCGUUUGGUGCCAUUUGAUGCAACAUCAGAAACUCCUUUUGAGGAGCAGCGGACCGAGGCUAUGGUACGAGUGCGAGAUUCCCUGCUGGCUCGUUUGGGCCCAGAAGCCCUGGGCCUGCUGCGCGCUGCAAGGGAGGUGUGGCCAGAAGGAGAUGUGUUUGGUUCAGCUGAUGUGGAACCUGAGGAGGAACUGGAGCUCCUUAAGCAGAUUCUACACGCCAACCUGCCGUCGUCCACUCCUCUUGAGCCUGUGGUGGAGGAGGAUGAUGAUGGAGCGGAGUUUGAAGAGGAGGAGUUAGAGACUGUUCAGCUGUCGGAGACUGAGUUCAACUUUCUGGACUUCAUCAAAAGGUUUGCCACCGCGAGUGUCGUGCGUCCAUACCUCCACCUUUUAAAAUCAUACUCCAAAAACUCGCCGCACACCAACCACUGCAUCGUUCGAAUGCUACAUCGCUUGGCUGUGGACCUCAAAAUGGACGCUCUGCUAUUUCAGCUGUCCAGCUUCCAUCUCUUUAAUAAAAUCCUGAACGACCCUGCUGCAGCUGCUUACAAUGAACUUGUGACCUUUGUGAAGUAUGUGCUGAACAGAUUCUUUUCACUGGCAGCAAAAAACAACAAGGCAUAUGUUGAACUGCUGUUCUGGAAAAACCCAAGGGCUGCACAUGAGAUGACUGAAGGCUACAGCAAAGAGGGCGAUGAAAAGAAACCAGCGUGGACCGAAGAGGAAGAGGAGGAGUUACGCAAACUGUACGAGGAGCACCUCCACUCUGAUGUGCCGGAUAUCGUGGAGACUUUACUGCCAUUACUCAGCAGUACCCGCACUCGGCGCCAGGUGGUAACACAGCUGGUGCAUAUGGGCCUGGUGGUCAGUGCUAAGGAGCUGAAAAAACAGAAGAAAGGGACUCGAAUUGUUCUUUGGACUGAGGAGCAAGAACACGAGCUGCAGAUGCUGUUUGAGGAGUACAAAGAUUCUGACGACGUGCUGGGUAAUAUUAUGAAGAAGAUCACAGCCAAGCGGUCCCGUGCACGUGUGGUGGACAAGCUGCUCAGUAUGGGCCUGGUGUCUGAGAGGCGAGAGCUCUAUAAGAAGAGAAGUCGCAGUGCUCAAGGGAAAAGCUCUGGGAAAGGAAUGACUGAAGAGGACUUCCUGGCAGACUUAACCCAAGGGUUCCCAGAUCAUUCUGUGGACAGAGAUGAUGAUGAGGAGGAGGAGGACGACGACAAGUCUGAGGAGAGUGAAGAAGAGGAAGAUGAAGAACAAAAGAGGAAGGGGUCACAAACUAGCUUAAGGAGAAGUCAAAGCCUUCACUCCACAGAAGAGAGGAGAGCUGACAUAGACACCAUGGUGAAAUCUCUCCAUCAGGAAGGCAUGUCUGGACCCCUGCUGUGGCUUCAGAAUUGUCUUAACAAAACGGCGAAGGAUCGUGAGGACGAUAGGUUCUCCCAACCUGUGGCACUGGUCCCUUUCACAGAGGCCAAUGAAGAAGCCAUGGACAACAAACACUUCAAGAAGCUCCUACGCAAACUGGGGAUACGACCGCCUGAUUAUGUGCAGGAGAGAUUCUGGAGAAUCUCGGAAAAGAUCAGCCCGUCUGAGCUUCGCAGUGCUGCUGCAGCCCUUGCCCCAAAAGACGAAGAACCUGUAGGUGGCGAGGACCAAGACGGACCUACGUACCGGACAGAAGAUCAGGAGGAGGGGGAGGAAGUGUCCGGAGAGCAGAGAGCUCAGGCCCUGAGGGCUCUGCUGCUCGCGCGUGAGAGAAGACACCGCACUGAUCAGGAUGAUGUGUCAGAUUUCACCCCCACUGAGAAUAAGGACAGCGCAGCGGAGAGGCCCCAAGAGAAGACUUCAACUAAAAGAAGCAGAAGCAGCUUGUUGGACGAUGAGGACAGUGAGGAUGACUCCGCCCUUGUGAUAGACGUGAAUGCCAACAGUGAUGCAGACUCAGACGGGGAGGACAUCGCCGCUCCUGUGAAGCGCAGACGGAAGAUGGUCCUGAUAGAUGAGGAAGGAGAUGAGGAUUAAUGGCUUUCAAUAAUGCACUGAAAACCUGCAGACAGGGGAGACAUAAGUCUGUCACAUUGCUCAGAGGAGAAUGAGUCGUGCUAUUAAUAAAUUGGCCACAGCACAAAGCAGGAGGCACUUAGAUGUGCCCCUGAUGACCCAUAUAAUUGUGUGUUGAACUACGGCCUGUGUCUCUUGGGGUGUUCCCCGCCUGUCGCAGACGUUCAGCAUCAUGUGUCGUGUUAUUGGUUCCAUCAAAAAGUUCUGAAUAAGUUGUGCUAAGCUUCUUAUAGAUGUUGUAUUUGUCUCGGCAUUGCUGGCAUUGGUACAUACAAAAUUGUUUGUUAGAGAGAGUUUUGACAUUAUGUGUAAAAUUCAGGCUUUCUGCCUAAUAAAAAUAAUUUUCUAUGGA
Molecule: messenger RNA, 4314 nt
Organism: Betta splendens (Siamese fighting fish)
Lineage: Eukaryota; Metazoa; Chordata; Actinopteri; Anabantiformes; Osphronemidae
Gene: timeless
Product: timeless circadian clock
Exons: 30
Coding region: 192-3923 (1243 amino acids)
Biological process (GO): DNA replication checkpoint signaling; replication fork arrest; DNA repair
Cellular component (GO): replication fork protection complex
Molecular function (GO): DNA binding
Source: RefSeq, a predicted model, not a curated record